UAAAAAAAACACUCAUCAUGCCGUAUAAAAAAGCCAGAGAAAGCCGAAGCCCCAGAAAAUACGAAAAUUCCCAGUGUUUCCAACGUUAUAGAGACCCACAAGAUCAUUCUCUCUACCCUUUUUCAAUCCCACCGCGGUUUUCUUCUUCCGGGAAAGAGUCCCCGAUCGACUCUUUUUCCAUCCCUUUCUCCGUAUCUCUACCUCCCAAGUCACGAGAAUUCUCUUCACGAUCAGACAAAAAAAGAAAGGCAGUGUUUAUAGGCAGGUCGAGGAAGAACAAAUUAAGGUUGCCCCCGAUCGAACAGUUAGUCCUUUCUCGGAUUAUAACGGGUUUGUGAUUUUCAACCAAGUAACCGAAGCAGUUGAAGAAGAAAACAAGAAGAAGAAAAAAAAAAAAAAAAAAAAGAGGUGGUUGUUGGUUAAGAGUUUCUUUGUUAUCGUUCCGGAGACUUGUUCCACUGCGUGUUUGUUUAUAAUCUCAGUGUUGACUUGUGGCCAAUGGGAUCUCUUCUCUUUAUUAUUUUUUCUUCCAAUCAGGUCUAGUAGAUAGCGAUUGCCCCAUUCGGUCCGCCACGGUGACGCCGUAGACUCUCGUCCAGUCCUUCUCUGUUUGCAUUUUGUUUUCUACGAACGACUUUGUCUUCCUAGAAAGUGACGGAAAUGGCGGACAAUACAAAGUUGGUUUGUGGCUUAGAAGAGAACAUUGCCGGCAGCCAGAAAAUCUCGAUUUCCGAUCAUAUAAACGGAUUUCAAUACACGACCGAUGAAUCCGAUAGCUUUGUUAUUGACAUGGAGCGCUUCUCUCGGGGCACCAAUAAAGAAAAUACUUCAAAUUCAAGAAUUACGUUGCAGAGAAGCCUUUCCCGAAAAGGGUCUCAGCGUGGUGGCGAGAAAAAGAUUACUCAAACUACAAAUACAACUGCAGCUGCUGCUAACGAAAGGGAACAUACUGUUGUUACUGCUACAUCCUCACCCAGAGGGUCUAGCACUCCUGAAAAGUUGGCGGCAACGGUGGCAGCCGGGACCAUGGAUAAUUCUAGCAGCCCACAAGUUCAUCAUCAGAUUACCAUCACCACCAGCAACAUGAUCGGCACUCCCACCGAAAGCAGAUGCAUUUCUAGGAGAAAUAGUUUCAGGCGUCCUCCAUGGGUCCUUGAUCCUAAGAAGAUUGUUUUUUUCUUUGCUACCUUGUCGAGCAUGGGAACAAUCUUAUUGAUAUACUUCACCCUUUCAAUUGGCAAACUCCAUGCAAAAGAGAAUGGUCUGGAUUGGUAGCACUGUUGGUUGGCAUUUUCCUCGAGAGACAUGAGAAUCUGAUCAGCCAAAUCAGGACAGAAACAGAUCUGGAAGAAUGAAAUUAGUCAGUUCGUGGUGGGGAUCCAUUUUGAAAAUUUGGAGGUAUGGGGUUCUUUUCGAUGGCCUUCUGAGACAAAAUGCAGGACAUGUGUAAAGAACAAAACAAACUCCAAAAGUUAUCAACCAGAAACUUACACGGCCCCAUCACAGAUGAUAAUUCAAGUUUUUCUCCGGGUGAUAAAGGAAUUUACCGAUGAAGACAAUAACAGAUUGCAUCGUGACAAUAAAAAAAAAAAAAAAAAAAAAAAAAUCUUCUAACAUGAAUGGCAGAGAUCAAUCAGACGAGCUUUUAUUUUUUAUUUUUUUAAACUUGCUUGUAUUUGCUGUCUUUGCAUAGCUUAAUGGAGGAUCAGAAAGUUACUUUU
Messenger RNA from Juglans microcarpa x Juglans regia, 1721 nucleotides. RefSeq lists its product as uncharacterized. The coding region runs from base 661 to 1275 and encodes 204 amino acids. The transcript has 6 exons. The record is from RefSeq and is a predicted model, not a curated record. NCBI's taxonomy places the organism in Eukaryota, Viridiplantae, Streptophyta, Magnoliopsida, Fagales, Juglandaceae.